Messenger RNA from Parnassius apollo (apollo), 207 nucleotides. NCBI's taxonomy places the organism in Eukaryota, Metazoa, Arthropoda, Insecta, Lepidoptera, Papilionidae. The record is from the annotation of a GenBank genome assembly.
AUGAGUGGAAAAGAGGGAAACUUGAAUGAAAGAGAUAUUGAAGAUUAUCUUAGUAAGUUAGAAGGCGGUUGGCUCUCAGAAGACGGCCUUGAUGACCAAGAUUCCGAUGAUGAAAACCGCGAUGCUGAUGAAGUUAUAAGAGUGAUGCAGGAGGAGAACAAGAUGAUGACGUGGAUGAAACUGCUGACAUUGAUCCUCCUCUUGUAG